CAGAAGAGUAAAUGAAUCGACAAUGAAAAGCAGGGGGCUUUUGUCUUCUUCACCGUUGUGCCAGACCGGAAACCCAGUCGACGACUGCUGGGGGGCUUGCGACAUGAGCUGGGAGAACAACCGGCAGAAGCUGGCUGAGUGCGGCAUUGGGUUCGGGAAAAAUGCGGCGGGCGGGCAAGGCGGACAGAUCUAUGUGGUCGAAGACUCGUCAGACGACUCCGACCCCGGCAAUCCAAAACCGGGCACUCUCCGGUACGGGGUGACUCGACAGGAAAAACUCUGGAUCACAUUCACGACCGACAUGAAAAUCGAGCUCCGGCACGAGCUCUUCGUCAACAGCUUCAAGACCAUCGACGGCCGCGGCGCGAACGUGCACAUUACCGGCGUGGGCUGCAUCACACUCCUCUCCGUCACCAACGUCAUCAUCCACAACCUCCUCAUCUACUACUGCAAGCCCUCGCCGGAAAACGACAGAGUACAGGUGAGCCAGCAGUUGACGGAGAAGGUGUCCUCGUCGGACGGCGACGGAAUAUCCGUACAUAUGUCGAGCAUGGUGUGGGUGGACCAUUGCACCCUGAUUCAUUGCGAGGACGGCCUGAUCGACGUCACUCAGGGCUCCACCGCCGUCACCAUCUCCAACAACCUUUUCCUCCGCCACGACAAGGUCAUGCUGCUCGGCCACAGUGACAACGACAAUGAUGACGCCAAUAUGCAGGGAGUGCAGGUGCGCCAUCGGUUAUGGCCUCGUAUCGCAAUUCUGCCGCCGACCAUAGGUAAUCUCUUCCUCUUCCUCCUCCUCCUCUUCUUCUUCUUCUUCUUCUUCUUCUAAUCUUUCUUCUUCUACUUCUUCUAAUCCUCUUCAAAUUUCUGGUCCUAUGUUCUCUUCUUCUUUGGAAUUUUUCGAUUUGAAUUUUAUUUAUUAAUUUGGAAUUUUCGAAUUUGAAUUUUAUUUAUUCAGGAAAACACUUUUAUAAGUUGAAACAAUGUCAUGUUUGUGGCAGUACAUUUACCAGGAUGGCAAUCUGAGAUGUCAUUUUUGUUUCAAAAAUGUCAUGAAAAUGACAUUUUUCCUUUUUGGAAAUGUCAUUUUCUUCUUUGAAACUGUCAUCUUAGCAAAAGUGACAGAUUAGAAAUCAUUUUCUUCUUUUGUAAUGUCAUAAAAGAAAAUGACACAAUAAUGACAAUUUCGUACAGAAACAUGUCAUUCUCAAUAUGUCAUUUUCAAAUAUUGUAAUGACAUAAAAGUGACAUUUUUUAAAAGUACCCAAUAAUUAUGACAUUCUCUUAUUCAAAAAGUGUGAUUUUCUGGAAAUCUAAAGAAGAAGAAAACAGAGGACCCAGAUUUGAAGAGGAUGGGAAGGAGAAGACAAAAAAAGAAAAGAAGAAGAAGAAGAACAAGAAGGAGAAGAGUAAAGGAGGUGAGCUCUCAUGGUGGAGCAACGGCAGCGGCAAAGGGAGGAGCAAAAGAAAAAGAUGAAGAAACUUACCUGGGUAGACAUCCAUCGAUCGCACCCAGCGAAUCGAUGCAGCAGCAAUUAAGAAGGGUCUUUUUGUCCAAAUACAAAUAAUUAGUCCGAUUAAGGGAAUUUAAAACAUUACGUCCCAUUUUUGCAAUUCUAUCUUCUUUUAAUCCUAUUUAGGGAAUUCAUGAAUGAACCGUAAUAAGAAGUAUAAAUAAAUCAUCUAACAAAACACUAAUUUCAAAUCCAGCUCUCCUUAACUUCAGCUCUCAUAAGGAGGUCGCCGCUUCAGCUCUCACCCGUCUCUGUUGGUCUUCACCCCGCACGCCACGGUCAUCGGUCCUCCUCCUCGUCCUCGUCCAAUUGUGAAUUAUUGGGGUGGGAAUGAGUGAUAAAACAAUAUCGGACUUGGGUCUAGGUGGGCAAUAGCGAUAAGUACGUGAAUGAUGGUCCAAAUCGACGGCGCACGACUAGGGUUUCCGAUGAGGCUAGUGCAUACCAGUAUAGGGUCACAUAUCGGAGUAAGGUGAGGCAAGAAAAGGGGAUGGGGUGAGGUAAUGGAGGAGUCAGGCGUGUGGGGUAGGGGACGAUAAUGGUGGGGUUAGAGUUUUAUCCGCCUAGGGCGACGACAGCAGUGUCAGGGAAGGUGGGUCAUGGUGGUGGUGGCGCGGGAGACCGCGUGUCAUGAUUUUGUGGUUGCAAUAGAAUACCAAGUCACUUGAUAUAAUUGCAACUUGUUGGAUGUAACUCUGAUUGGCAUAGGGGCCGGGUGGUCAUUGCGAUCGGUGGUCGGUAACGGUCACUGUGACAUUGGUCUCUUUACUGCUGACCACCGUAGUGCGUCUCAUGGGUUUAGUAAGGGUGUAAUGGUUUGCCAUCUUAGUUUUUUUAGUUUCACUUUUGGAAAUUACAAAAACACCUCUUUUAUCCAUUAAUUAAUUUAUAGUAAUACCUUUGCCCUAAUCCUUUUUUCUUGGUCAACAUGGUUUCAUUUUAUUUAAUUAUUUAAUACUUUGUAUAUCAAUUUUGCAUUAGUCCCUCCAUUACUUAAAUUUUUGUCAUCUUUAAAUUUUGAUCAAUCAAAUUAAAAUUUGAUAAAUAUUACUAUGUCUAUCAUUGUAAUAAAAAAGGGAAAUUAAAAUAAUCGAUCUUAAAAAUACUUUCAUAAAAUAUAAAAUUUAUAACUUUCAUGAAAUUAUACAAACAAAGUCAUUAUUCAAAGUGCAUCCUCGUCAAUAUAUAAAGUUAAAGAUGACAAAAUUUUAAGCGACAUAAAUAAUAUAUCACCUUAGCAUUUGCAAAUUAUGUACAACUUUCAAUUCAAUAUUAAAAAUAUCGCAACUUUAUACAAUUUUAAAUUCAAUAUAAAAAAAUACAAAUUAGAAGUCGACAUGUCCCACUAACAUUAAGAUAUGUGUCUCUCACCGUAGGUGACCGUAGCAUUUAAUAGGUUCGGGGAAGGGCUUACGCAGAGGAUGCCGAGGUGCAGGAAAGGGUAUUUCCACGUGUUCAACAACCACUACACCUGUUGGGGAAUUUACGCCAUCGGCGGCAGCGCCAACCCGACCAUCAACUCCCAGGGUAACCAUUUCACUCCGCCGGCGAACCCUCAUGCUCUGGAGGUGACGAAACGAACAGAAACAUCAGACGAGGGCGAAUGGUCAAGCUGGAAUUGGAGGUCAACGGAUGAUGUGUUCGACAAUGGGGCAUUCUUUGUACCUUCCGGUGACCAAUCCGACAACGCAUACCAAAAGGCGACCAGCUCGGCCGAUGUCAAGUCCGGCGGCAUGACGAAACAGUUGACAAGCAACGUCGGCCUCCUCAUUCUCAUGCCAAAUGGCAGGUCAAGACUCAGUUUCCAAUGAGGAAAAUGUCAGUUUGGAACAUCAGUUGUAAGCCAGAAGUAAAGAGUACAUCAUUGUGCAAUUGGGACCCGGCUAGAGCAAUCAUGUUUGCUCUGUACCUUCGAUUCGGCGGAAGAGGCCAUCUGGCUUUCUACAAAAGCGCCAAGUAGAUCUGAAUGCUAAGCAACCAAAACCAAGACAAAUUUUUUUGGUGCCGGAGGAUCUCAAUUAGCUUCUCGAUUUGAGCCUAAAACAACAAGCUAAGGAUGGAUCGCUGCGAUUCAAACCAGCAUCGUUGAGUCUCUUCCUAUUCCCAUAAAGGAGAGCAGUCGCUCUCACCGGAGUUGCCACCCUGUCCCAGAGUUCGCCGGAGGUCCUAACAAGAAAAGCCAUGUUUUCCUACCAAGAAGAGCCAUGUUUGAGGAAUUCCGGGUAGAGGAUUGGGGACGAUGGUUAAAUCUGGGAAGAGGGGAACCAGGAAAAAGAAUAGGAAAUAGAAAUAAAAAAGGAGAAUAAAACAAAGAAAAAUAAAGAAGAAAAAAAAUAAUUUCCAUGUGGCCUGCCACGUGGCAGCUAACUGAAAAAUCGGUUCUUGACCUGCUAAAACCCCUCAAUUGAACGUUUUGUAAAAGUUCAGGGAUUUAAUUGGGUGUUUUCAAAAUACAAGAAUCUAAUUGAAUUUUCUGAUAUAAAGUACGAGAAUUUAUUUGACAGUUUCUCUUUAUGAUAUAAUUUUAUUUUAACUUUUAAACGGCUAUCAAUAUUUUUUAAAUAUUUUUUGUUGAAGUAUAUCUAACGACUAUAUUCCACCCUGACAAAGAAGUGAAACAACUCAAUACUAAACUCAUGAGUAUCUACGGAGGUGUGAAGAUUUGGAAAGAGAAAGGAGCAGCAUGAGAUCAUUGUCUUUUAGCCAAUCCCUUCUUGUACUAACAUUGCUCUAAGUCUCAACAAAUUAAACAAUGUACUAUUGGCACAAUUUUCUUUUAUUGUCUAAAGGGACAAUUGUCUAACAUUGUCUAAAGGGGCAAACUAGUUUUUCUUGUGUUAAUAUUAGAGAAUAUUGUUGUAGCAAAUAUUUGAGUUAUUAUUUUUACAUUAUGUGAA
Cuscuta europaea is the source of this 4411-nucleotide messenger RNA. Lineage: Eukaryota; Viridiplantae; Streptophyta; Magnoliopsida; Solanales; Convolvulaceae. The record is from the annotation of a GenBank genome assembly.